Coregonus sp. 'balchen' is the source of this 40461-nucleotide messenger RNA. Lineage: Eukaryota; Metazoa; Chordata; Actinopteri; Salmoniformes; Salmonidae. The record is from the annotation of a GenBank genome assembly.
GGUGUGUGUGGUUGUUGUGGGGCUCUGAGGCCACGCUACAAGAGACUGGUGGACAACAUCUUCCCAGAGGACCCAGAGGUGAGAGUUCAACUGACACUUCCUGUUUCCUGUGGCCAUGCUCUCUACUUCCUGUGACCUUUUUUGUCAUUUCAAUAUUUCUAGUGGUUUCCUCUCCUGGUCUUCUCUCAUCUGCACUGAUCUGAAAGGACUAGACAGAUAGAAGUGAAUUCCUGGCAGGCAACCUCUGAAUUGCUUUCACCGGUCCUGUCAUAAUGACAGAAUAUGAAGGACAAUAGACAAGGAAAGAAAGUCACUAUUGAGCAAUUGAAGAUAUUCUGCAUAUGCCAUGUCUGUGAAGGAGGAUGAAUUGAAUUAAUUCAUUUGUGAAUAUUAUAAAAAUAGCCCAGUCUACCUGUCAGAUCUGUCGCCAGCCACACAGAGACCUAAUUUAUCUGCUGUGUGUGUGUGUGUGUGUGUGUGUGUGUGUGUGUGCUGCGCUGCAUGCCCCAAAAACCAGUCUGUUUCUAAUUUGGUGUUCUAAGCUCCCGACACAGAGACUGUAACUAAUCUAAUCCCCUCACCCAGGGAAUAACCCACAGCCCUCUGAUAACAUUCACUCAUUCACACUAACACACUGUGUCUGGAAUGUGUGCGUGCGUGCUUGUGUGUGUGUGUGAGACUAACCAGAGCUCUCUGAUAACAUUCACACGGAUGCUGUGGAGAUAAAAAGUGUGUGUACGUGUGCGAGUCUUAAGUGCACAACCUGAGCCUUCAGAUAACAUUGAGUCAGGUAGAACAGACCAAAGUCCUGUUAAUGUGUUUAUCAUAUAGAGUUAUGUAUAGCUCUGUCUGGUAAUGCCUUUUAAAUUUUAUCUGUGUAUUAUUUUCAAUACUUUACCACACAUUUUAUAGUUCAAGCGUUGUAAUAUACAAUGGAGGCAAUUCCUGUGAGCAAAGUUCAUUUUCUUUUAUUGGAUCAUUACUAGUCUGAAUGUAAAUGAGCCCCUAUCUCACCAGACUCUGUGGAUGCUUUUAGUCCUUGUGCCCAGACUGUUUGAGAUCGAGGUGGUGUGUACGUGUGAGAGAGUGUGUGUGUGGCCGCAUGCUUGUGUUGUGUUGUCGUCUUUUUCUUUUUUUUUGUCACCGUUGGUAACUUAAUAACUCAGAGUGUGGUGUUCCACAAGGUUCGAUUUUGUGUCCGGUACUGUUCAGUUUAAAUAUGUUACCCCUUGACAGCAUUGAUUUUCACUGAUAUGUAGACGAUACACAACUUUACAUUUCUGUGUCACCAGAGGAUUUUAGCUCCACGGAUAAAUGAUUAGACUGUAUUAGUGAUUUAAAUACUUGGAUGGCUCACAACUUCCUCCAGCUAAAGACAAGACCGAGGUACUUAUUGUUGGAGCCAAAGCACAGAGAGAGAAUCCAGCCGCACAUUUUAAUUCACGGGCAAUAAAGAUAAAACACCAGGUAAAAAACCUAGGUGUUAUUUUAGAUUCUGAACUAAAUUUCAUUAGGAAUGUGACCGAAAUAGCUUUUUACCACCUGAGGAACAUUGCCAAGGUGCGGCCGUUUCUCUCUCAGGCUAAUACAGAAAGACUCAUCCAUGCUUUUAUUACAAGCAGGCUUGACUAUUGUAAUGCUCUCCUGUCUGGUCUUACCAAGAAAGCCAUUGGUCAACUGCAAAACAUACAGAAUGCUGCAGCACGGGUACUGACCAAGACCAGACGGAGAGCACACAUUACACCGGUUUUAAGGUCACUGCACUGGCUGCCUGUGAGUUUUAGAAUUAAUUUUAAGAUUCUUCUAUUGGUUUUUAAAUCAAUCCACAAUUGUGCACCCCAAUACAUGUCAGACAUGCUUUUAAGUUAUGUACCAAGUAGGUCCCUCAGGUCCUGUGGCACUGGCCUUUUAACUAUCCCAAAGCUGAGGACCAAGAGGCAUGGAGAGACAGCCUUUAGUUAUUAUGCCCCCAGCCUCUGGAAUAACCUGCUAGAGAACCUGAGGGGGGCUGAAACUGUGGACAUAUUUAAAAGAACUUAAACACAUCUUUUUAGCUUUGCUUUUCCUCAGGGUGCUUUUUAGUUGUUCAGUUUGUGUCAUUCUUUUGUUUUUUAUCUUAUGUUUGUUGUGUAGUAAAUAUUUCAGCUUUUAUUUUCAUUGAUUUUUUGUGUUUUUUUCCUGUAAAGCACAUUGCGUUGCAUUCCAUGUCUGAAAUGUGCUGUAUAAAUAAAGCUUGAUUUGAUUUGAGUAUAUUCAUGUCCUGUGGAGACAGUGAACCAAGAACCCAAACCUAACCCCUUUCACCUUCAUCCUCCACCUUUCUCUUUCUCGUCAACCCCCCCCUCUCUGUCUGUCUGUAGGACGGGUUGGUGAAGGCUAACAUGGAGAAGUUGACGUUCUAUGCCCUGUCAGCUCCAGAGAAGCUGGACCGUAUCGGGGCCUACCUGUCAGAGAGGCUCUCCAGGGACGUGGCCCGACACCGCUACGGGUGAGCAACACAACAGUUACACCUGAGCCAUGGAUAUACUGCACAGAGAUCUGUCAACUGUCGUCCAUGUCGGCUCAAAAUGCACCAUGACUAUUAUUACUUUCUCAUUUGCAUUCUAACUUAAUGUAAUGGUCUUAAGACAUAUAGUGUGUGGCAUAACUACCGUGUCUGUGUGUGUGCGCGUGCAUGCGCUUGUGUGUGUUUAGGUACGUGUGUAUAGCUAUGGAGGCUCUGGACCAGUUGUUGAUGGCGUGCCACUGUCAGAGCAUCAACCUGUUUGUGGAGAGUUUCCUCAAGAUGGUCCGUAAGCUGCUGGAGGCCGACAAACCCAACCUACAGAUCCUGGGAACCAACUCUGUGAGUAGAAUAGAAGACACCCACCUUGAUAAACCACCUGAUAAUACACACUAGCAGCUGGUUGCAAGGAAUCCCAAAUAAAUAUAAUUGUAGGUCUAUUCUGUAGGAAAUAACAACAUAAUGAAGCAACGGCCGUGUCAAUACCAGGUAAAUAGCAGAUGCCAGACGGUAAUGUAAACAGAAAGUGUACAUUUUUACCUGGGUGGGGUGGGGGGGGGGGGGGGGGGGGUAUGCAUAGAGAGAGAAUGGUUAUCUGGUUGAUGAGUAGUAGUAGCAGCAGUAGUAGUGGCAGCAGCAGUAGUAGUAGCAGCUAUCAGUGUUAUCAGACAGGGCUGUCAGAGCAGCAGGGUCAGGAGGGGACAGGAAGGAUCAAGGAAAUAACAUUACCCACAGAGACAGACUCGCCACACUGGCAACGCUGUCUAGUGAUACCACGGAUUACACACACACUGAUACACACACACACUGAUACAUACACUUAUACACACACUAGGGUUGGCCGAUUUUACGAUUGCAUCGUCUAUCAACGAUGUUUGACAGCCAUCGUCGAUGGUGACGACAUUGUGAUGUCACAAACGAUGGUUUAGCAUAUUUGAAUUUGACUGCACCUCUGGAGUCUGGUAGCGCGCAGCGCAGGGAGCACACAGCAGGGCGACAUGCCAUGUGGCCUAUUCCCCAUUUGCCAUAGCCUAAAUGUUCAAUACACAUGAGGUAGUUAGACUAACAUAAUGCAAGAGAACAAUGUAGAUUGUAGAAAGAGCUGAGAGCACCAAAGCAGUGCAAAAUGUCAGAUAGGACCUAACGUGUUUUGUUCCCUCCUCUCAAAUGUUGGAUGAUCAUGGGCCUUUUUGAGUCUGGCUUAUUGUUUUAAAAUCUUGAUUUUCCCUUUUUCUCCCCAAUCCCCAUUCAAUUUGAAUGUGACUUGUUGGCCUAGGCAUAGCCUAAUCUUUCAUGAUCAACCAUCGAAUGAAUCUAUAGGCCUAACAGAGUUCCAUCUCAGAAAGGUUUUUGCGAAUAGCCUAAAUAAAAACAUACUAUAGUAAUAAUGAGAGAGAGAACAAACAUCUGCAAUAUAGACUAAUCAAAUAGGAAGUUUAAACAAACCUGGUACGUUUCUGCUUUACUUCACCAAAGUCUAGGCAAAAUAAAUUGUGCCAUCGGAAAAUCCCUCCUUGCAAACCAAACAGCCAAUAGUGCCUUCGGAAAGUAUUCAGACCCCUUGACUUUUUCCACAUUUUGUUACAUUACAGCCUUAUUCUAAAAUGGAUUCAAUAUACAGUGGGGAGAACAAGUAUUUGAUACACUGCCGAUUUUGCAGGUUUUCCUACUUACAAAGCAUGUAGAGGUCUGUAAUUUUUAUCAUAGGUACACUUCAACUGUGAGAGACGGAAUCUAAAACAAAAAUCCAGAAAAUCACAUUGUAUGAUUUUUAAGUAAUUAAUUUGCAUUUUAUUGCAUGACAUAAGUAUUUGAUCACCUACCAACCAGUAAGAAUUCCGGCUCUCACGGACCUGUUAGUUUUUCUUUAAGAAGCCCUCCUGUUCUCCACUCAUUACCUGUAUUAACUGCACCUGUUUGAACUCGUUACCUGUAUAAAAGACACCUGUCCACACACUCAAUCAAACAGACUCCAACCUCUCCACAAUGGCCAAGACCAGAGAGCUGUGUAAGGACAUCAGGGAUAAAAUUGUAGACCUGCACAAGGCUGGGAUGGGCUACAGGACAAUAGGCAAGCAGCUUGGUGAGAAGGCAACAACUGUUGGCGCAAUUAUUAGAAAAUGGAAGAAGUUCAAGAUGACGGUCAAUCACCCUCGGUCUGGGGCUCCAUGCAAGAUCUCACCUCAGCCCAGAACUACACGGCAAGACCUGGUCAAUGACCUGAAGAGAGCUGGGACCACAGUCUCAAAGAAAACCAUUAGUAACACACUACGCCGUCAUGGAUUAAAAUCCUGCAGCGCACGCAACGUCCCCCUGCUCAAGCCAGCACAUGUCCAGGCCCGUCUGAAGUUUGCUAAUGACCAUCUGGAUGAACCAGAGGAGGAAUGGGAGAAGGUCAUGUGGUCUGAUGAGACAAAAAUAUAGCUUUUUGGUCUAAACUCCACUCGCCGUGUUUGGAGGAAGAAGAAGGAUGAGUACAACCCCAAGAACACCAUCCCAACCGUGAAGCAUGGAGGUGGAAACAUCAUUCUUUGGGGAUGCUUUUCUGCAAAGGGGACAGGGCGACUGCACCGUAUUGAGGGGAGGAUGGAUGGGGCCAUGUAUCGUGAGAUCUUGACCAACAACCUCCUUCCCUCAGUAAGAGCAUUGAAGAUGGGUCGUGGCUGGGUAUUCCAGCAUGACAACGACCCGAAACACACAGCCAGGGCAACUAAGGAGUGGCUCCGUAAGAAGCAUCUCAAGGUCCUGGAGUGGCCUAGCCAGUCUCCAGACCUGAACCCAAUAGAAAAUCUUUGGAGGGAGCUGAAAGUCCGUAUUGCCCAGCAACAGCCCCGAAACCUGAAGGAUCUGGAGAAGGUCUGUAUGGAGGAGUGGGCCAAAAUACCUGCUGCAGUGUGUGCAAACCUGGUCAAGACCUACAGGAAACGUAUGAUCUCUGUAAUUGCAAACAAAGGUUUCUGUACCAAAUAUUAAGUUCUGCUUUUCUGAUGUAUCAAAUACUUAUGUCAUGCAAUAAAAUGAAAAAUUAAUUACUUAAAAAUCAUACAAUGUGAUUUUCUGAAUUUUUGUUUUAGAUUCCGUCUCUCACAGUUGAAGUGUACCUAUGAUAAAGAUUACAGACCUCUACAUGCUUUGUAAGUAGGAAAACCUGCAAAAUCGGCAGUGUAUCAAAUACUUGUUCUCCCCACUGUAGGUUACUGUCAAUAAAAGUGGCAAUAAACGUUACUUUUACAAGUUAAACUCAUAAAUGAAUAUUUAUAAUAUUGUCGAAGUGUUUAUUAAUGUUGUGGAAUUGCACAACGAGCAAUCGGGCAUAAGCUCCCGCAGCAGCACUUUCAAUAAGCGGGAACAAAACAUUUAUGAAUGAUGAGUCAGUGUCAUACUUGUCUCACAAACUACUUUAUUUUCAUUAGCUUAGAAAUUGUGCAUUUAUAUAAAUGUCAACAAUCAAAUAAAACAAAUUAUUAUUUAGCUUAUAACAUUCUUUAUAGCCUAACACUUGAAUGAACAUUGGCUUAGGCUAAAAAUGAAUAGGCCUGUUAUCCUUAGGCUGUGCCGUGUACCUAUUGAACUGUAAAAAUCCUAAUUAUACAAUCAGAUAAAACUAAAGAUUAUUUAUAACAUUCGUUAUAACACUUAAACAAAUGAAAACUACUCAAUAUACUGAGCCUAAAUCAGUUCAAUUCAAAUAUCCCUUCUAUGUAUGCAGAUUCCUUGUAUUUAUCUGUGUUUUACAUGGACCCUACACAUUAGUCUAGACUACAUUGCAUUGUCAUACAUGAAAUAACAGUGGCAACAGAUAUCCCAGAGCCCUGGGUACAUCACAACCCCGGUGCUAUUUUAGCCUCUGCGUCUGGUCCAGGUUACCUGCAGUUGUUUAGCUUGGUUUUUCCAUCAGAAUGUGUUUAAUCAGCCAUCUAAUUAUAAAGUCAUCACCACAGGCUGGCUUCAGGAAGGCUUCCCUCUGUUCCGUUCCCAAGAGGGGCACAUUGUUUAGUUGUUAAUUGGGGAGUGGUGUGAAACAAAAUGCCAAAGUGUUAAAGUUGAAAUGGUGACAUUUCAGUGGCAGUCAAAAUCUGUUCUUUGCCUGGCAGUUCAAUACGAUGCUUUAGUGCUACUAUUUUUCCCAGAAAUUAAUUGCAAAAUUCAAUUUGGGAUUUGGGAUUAUAUUAGAAAGCGGAAGAAUAUGACGGUUAGUGCCUAGAGACACAGAUUUAUUGCAUUCUUCUCCAGUUGAGAUGGAGAUUCAUAUUAAUGUACCUCUUUCUCUCCCCCCUCUCUCUCUUUCUCUCUCUCUCCCUCUCUCCCCCUCUCCCUCAGUUUGUGAAGUUUGCCAACAUUGAGGAGGACACUCCAUCGUAUCAUCGCAGCUAUGACUUCUUUGUGUCGCGCUUCAGCGAGAUGUGUCACUCCAGCUACGAGGACCCAGACAUCCGCACCAAGUGAGUGGACGUUAUACAGACAUUAUAUGGAUGUUCUAUGGAGGAUCAAUGGAUGUUGCAGAUUAUUUUUCCAUAUAUAGACAUACACUAUGUGUUAACCUUUUCACGUGUGAGUUCCAAAUAUAUUUAACGGUCGCCCCCAGCCUGAGUUGUUUUAUGCACGUGAUGUCAGAAUGCACUGACUGUUAAGCCGCGCAAUGCACUCACUGUUAAGCCGAGUGCAUUCUGAGUGUAUUCUACGCGUGAUGUCAGAAUGCACUCACUGUUCAAAAAUGUGAUUGUUAUGCAACAGGACAGUUAAGCCGCGCUGCCCUCAAACCAAGACACUGCCUGCUAAUUAUCUAUAGGCUAUAUUUCAACUUGUCAAUUUGAAAUGAUUUUCUAACAAGUUUUAUUUUCUAACAACAGUUUGAAUUGAGGUAUGUUCCGCCUCCUCAUUAAUUCGCAUAGAAGUAGCCCAUUUCACUGUUGCGGCCAAUUUGUGUUUGAGGCUUUACUGAACUGGAUAAAACUUCUCUCUUCGAUGAGAGCCCAAGCACCUCCCCAGUGUUUCCCCAGAUCAAGUAUGCAGACAUUUGCGCAGUCUAGCACAAACUUGUUCCCCCUGGCACAUUUUCUGGCUGGUGCUCGUAUUGCCUUCAUUGUUGUUUUCCUUACAAAUAAUAACUUUGGACAUGUGUGCGUUCCAAUCAAAGUAAGUGCCUUAUUUUCUAUAUAUCGUGUUGUCGUUUCUACUGUAGCAUACCGUAUGUAUGUAUGGAGCGUAAUGUAUUUACAGUUUUUUUCACGUUUUCAUGUGCUGGUGACAAAUCAUGCAUUGCGAUUCUUUCAUAGAUUGUAAUGGACACAUACAGUGCAUUCGGAAAGUAUUCAGACCCCUAGACCUUUUCCACAUUUUGUUAUGUUACAGCCUUAUUCUAAAAUGGAUUACAUUGUUUUUUCUCUCAUCAAUCUACCCCACAAUACCAAACUCAUCUUGUCUCCUCUUCUUAUCUUUAGUUGACUCAACAACAAAAAAACAUGGCGGCGCGCACAAACUACCCAUCGUUGGAUUACUUUAGAUUUUUAGAAAGUGUUUUGCUCAAUUAUUUUGAUCAAUGGUGAGCUCACCCGUGAUGUGAUGAAUUGUUAAUAGUAAUUUCUAUUAGCUAAUUCAUAUUAUGGUUUCUGUCAACAGAGAGUUAGCUAAAUAUGGCCACUUUUGUCAAUCUUUCCUCCGUUAGUGCUAGGACUAAUGUAGCCUACAUUUUCCGGUUUGGAUGAUUGUGUUAUGCUCUCGCCACUUCUGUGAAUGUCCGAACAUUGCAUCCAAAAAUAAACUGGUCACAUUCAGGACAUAAUGUUGUAAGGACUGUGUUUGCAAAAUGUUUCUAUGAAAAAAACAGGGUUGCCAUCUCAGUAGCUGACUGUUGCAUCAAUCGAAACUGGACGUUCUAAAUAAGCUUUCUAAUCACACAGGUUUGAGCAUACGCUGCAGGGACCACUGUAGAAUGAUCACACCCAUGCGUUGGUACGUGUCAAAGGGUUAAAGCACCCUGUUUGAUUAAAUAAUUAAGACACACAAAUGACUCAAGAGGGAGCCAGAGAUCAAGAUAGCUUAACCAAAAGAAAACCUGUUCCUGACCCCCUCCUCCCGCUGCUGCUGGCCUUUGCAGAUUCUGCUGUUAUGCUCCUGAACCUUUUCCAUUUGGAGUGCCAAUUUAUCUUACCAUUUCUGCUGAUCUGCGUGCCAGUUAUGAUUUUCAUAUGUACAUUUUCGUGGAACAGUUUCAUUUAAUUGAUAAUAGUCUUUGUAUCUCAAAAUCAUUGUCAUGUGGUUAAUCUAAAUUCUAUCUGAAUCUAAAAAAAAAUUAUACAAAUAUAAAAGUAACUUCUAUUGCCAACCAUGUAAAAAUAGCCUACAUAAAGCCAACAAAUAAAAACAUUGUAGCCUGCAGGAAGAAAGUAUUCUAUAAAUCACAUUGGCUACGCAUGGCCUGUCUGCAAUGAACUUGAAACAUUGUAUCAACUAUCAACUGUGUCCGGCCCGAAGCUCCUGCUAGCAAACUUGCAACAUUGUAUAAAAUAUUCUGGACCCUCAGUUUCCCGCACCAGUGAGCUAAGCGUACCAGAGAGUCUGUAACACUUUUUUCUUUUUUUGUAAAGCCUUUAUUACAGCAAAGACUAAAAACAGUCGCAUUCAUUUGUGAAUGCAAUUUCUGAAAUGGAACGGUUUAGGCCUAUUUAUUGUUUAUGCUAAUUAUUAAAUGGUCGCCUUGUUAUUUUAAAACUUAAAUGCUUGAUUGCAUUUCAAAUCGUGAAUGACUAGUAUGCUGUGUGAUGACAUGAACAAAUAAAUGAUUGAUUGAUACAGAAGCCUAUAUAAGUAUUGAAAUAGAGGCCUAGGUAAGAUCCGGUAUUAAGACUAAACAGAAGGCACUCUUAGGCCUACAGCUUGAUGGUGGUUAUACAAGGCUGCUAUAAUAAGCCUACUAAUGAUAAUGACAUGACUUAUUAUUAUAAUAAUGAUGAUGAUAAUAAUAAUAGUAAUAAAAAUGAGAAGGAGAUCCAGGAAAAAGGAGGGUUAAUAAUAUUAUUAUUAUUAUUAUAAAUAAAAUAAAUCAGACAAUUUGGAACAGUGUAAACAACAGUGUAAACAACACAAAAUAAAUUAUAAAUAAUACCAGAGAGGCUGGUCUAAUGAUAAAAAAUGUAAAGCCUUUAUUACAGCAUAGCAAAGAUUAAAAACAUUUUGUGAAAUUGUUUAUCCCACAUGUGGUGGCGUGAGGCUUAGUGCUCACGGAAUCAGUAGGCAAUUAAACAAACACACAAACAGGCUUAUUUCUGUAGAUAUAUACACUACCAGUCAAAAGUUUGGACACCUACUCAUUCAAGGGUUUUUCUUUAUUUUUUAUUUUUUUACAUUGUAAAAUAAUAGUGAAGACAUCAAAACUAUGAAAUAACACAUAUGGAAUCAUAUAUUAACCAAAAAAGUGUUAAACAAAUCAAAAUAUAUUUGAGAUUUGAGAUUCUUCAAAUAACCACCCUUUGCCUUGAUGACAGCUUUGCACACUCUUGGCAUUCUCUCAACCAGCUUCAUGAGGUAGUCACCUGGAAUGCAUUUCAAUUAACAGGUGUGCCUUCUUAAAAGUUAAUUUGUGGAAUUUCUUUCCUUCUUAAUGUGUUUGAGCCAAUCAGUUGUGUUGUGACAAGGUAGGGGGGUAUACAGAAGAUAGCCCUAUUUAGUAAAAGAUCAAGUCCAUAUUAUGGCAAGAACAGCUCAAAUAAGCAAAGCGAAACGACAGUCCAUCAUUACUUUAAGACAUGAAGUGCAGUCGCAAAAACCAUCAAGCGCUAUGAUGAAACUGGCUCUCAUGAGGACUGCCACAGGAAUGGAAGACCCAGAGGUUCCCAUAGGGCGGCGCACAAUUGGCCCAGCGUCGUCCGGGUUUGGCCGGUGUAGGCCGUCAUUGUAAAUAAUAAUUUGUUCUUCACUAACUUGCCUAGUUAAAAAAGGUUAAAUAAAAUAAAAUAAAAAGAGUUACCUCUGCUGCAGAGGAUAAGUUCGUUAGAGUUAUCAGCCUCAGAAAUUGCAGCCCAAAUAAAUGCUUCACAAAGUUCAAGUCACAGACACAUUUCAACAUCAACUGUUCAGAGGGGACUGUGUGAAUCAGGCCUUCAUGGUCGAAUUGCUGCAAAGAAACCACUACUAAAGGACACCAAUAAGAAGAAGAGACCUGCUUGGGCCAAGAAACACAAGCAAUGGACAUUAGACCUGUGGAAAUGUGUCCUUUGGUCUGGAGUCCAAAUUGGAGAUUUUUGGUUCCAACCGCUGUGUCUUCGUGAGACGCAGUGUGGGUGAACGGAUGAUCUACGCAUGUGUAGUUCCCACUGUAAAGCAUGGAGGGGGAGGUGUUAUGGUGUGGGGGUGCUUUGCUGGUGACACUGUCAGUGAUUUAUUUAGAAUUCAAGGCACACUUAACCAGCAUGGCUACCACAGCAUUCUGCAGCGAUACGCCAUCCCAUCUGGUUUGGGCUUAGUCAUUUGUUUUUCAACUGGACAAUGACCCAACACACCUCCAGGCAGUGUAAGGGCUAUUUUACCAAGAAGGAGAGUGAUGGAGUGCUGCAUCAGAUGACCUGGCCUCCACAAUCCCCCGACCUCAACCCAAUUGAGAUGGUUUGGGAUGAGUCGGACGGCAGAGUGAAGGAAAAGCAGCCAACAAGUGCUCAGCAUAUGUGGGAACUCCUUCAAGACUGUUGGAAAAGCAUUCCAGGUGAAGCUGGUUGAGAGAAUGCCAAGAGUGUGCAAAGCUGUCAUCAAGGCAAAGGGUGGCUAUUUGAAGAAUCUCAAAUCUCAAAUAUAUUUUGAUUUGUUUAACACUUUUUUGGUUACUACAUGAUUCCAUUUGUGUUAUUUCAUAGUUUUGAUGUCUUCACUAUUAUUCUACAAUGUAGAAAAUAGUAAAAAAUAAAGAAAAACCCUUGAAUGAGUAGGUGUGUCCAAACUUUUGACUGGUACUGUGUGUAUAUAUACUGACAAAAAUAUAAACCAACGUGUAAAGUGUUGGGCCCAUGUUUCAUGAGCUGAAAUAAAAGAUCGCAGAAAUGUUCCAUACACACAAAAGGCUUAUUUCUCUCAAGUUUUGUGCACAAUUUUGUUUACAUCCCUGUUAGUGAGCAUUUCUCCUUUGCCAAGAUAAUCCAUCUACCUGACAGGUGUGGCAUAUCAAGAAGCUGAUUAAACAGCAUUAUCAUUACACAGGUGCCCCUUGUGCUGGGUACAAUAAAAGGCCACUCUUAAAUGUACAGUUUUGUCACACAACACAAUGCCACAGAUGUCUACAUUUUGAGGGAGCGCGCAAUUGGCAUGCUGACUGCAGGAAUGUCCACCAGAGCUGGUGCCAGAGAAUUUAAUGUUUAAUUUCUCUACCAUAAGUCUCCUCCAACGUCGUUUUAGAGAAUUUGGCAGUGCGUCCAACCGGCCUCACAACCGCAGACCACGUGUAACAACGCCAGCCCAGGACCUCCACAUCCGGCUUCUUCACCUGCGGGAUCAUCUGAGACCAACUACCCGGACAGCUGAUGAAACGGAGGAUUAUUUCUGUCUGUAAUAAAGCCCUUUUGUGGGGAAAAACUCAUUCUGAUUGGUUGGGCCUGGCUCCCCAGUGGGUGGGCCUAUGCCCACCCAUGGCUUCUUAGACUGAUGGACUGUGCCAAUCAGACAGGUGUCUUGUACACCAUAAUUAUUAUUAUUAUUAUAUAUUUUUUCUACUGCUCGACUAAAGAGGUCUCGGUCGACCAAUAGCCUAUCAACCAAACAAUCGACCAGUCAACUAAAUGGUGUCACGCCCUGGCUCUGGGGACACUUGUAUGUUGAGCCAGGGUGUGAGUUUCCUUUGUGUAUGCUAGUUGGUGUAUUUCUAUGUUGGCCAGAGUGGUUCUCAAUCAGAGGCAACGAGUGUCAGCUGUUGCUGGUUGCCUCUGAUUGGGAACCAUAUUUAGACAGGCUGUUUUCCCACAGUGGUUUUGGGAUCUUGUUCCAGUGUGGUUUGUGUUAGACCGUGGACGUCACGUUAUCGUUUUGUUGUUUUGUUUGUGUAAUCACUAAUAAAAGAGUAUGUUCGCCUUCAACGCUGCGCCUUGGUCCUCCUCUGUUCCCGACGAUCGUGACAGAAGAUCCCACCAAGACUGGACCAAGCAGCGUGUCCAGGAGCCAUCGCCAGGGAGAUCUCUAGCGGAUCUCCUUCGCCUCCUCGACUGGGUCAAGCCGUGUGAGGAAGAGAGGGGCUUGACUUGGAAGCAGAAGGGCGAAAGGCUGGCGAGAGAUAUGGAGACCUGGUCCACGGGUAGGAGAGAAGCCCAGAUUUUUUUUAAGGGGGGGCUCACGCCGUGGACGACGGGGCAGCAGGAGACCACGAUAGAGCGGCCCAGCGGGUUGGCAGAGGAGGCCGCCAGGUUACGGGGGCCACUGGUCAAAGAGGGGAAGGAAGGUGUAGAGGCACGGCGAGAGGUACUGGGGUGUGUCCCCAGUACGGUCCGGCCCGUUCCUGAUCCCUGCGUAGUGCCAGUGGUGCGCGUCGCCAGCCCGGCCCGGCCCGGCCUGUUCCUGCUCCCCGCACCAAGCCAAUGGUGCGCGUCGCCAGCCCGGCCCGGCCUGUUCCUGCUCCCCGCACCAAGCCAAUGGUGCGCGUCGCCAGCCCGGCCCGGCCUGUUCCUGCUCCCCGCACCAAGCCAAUGGUGCGCGUCACCAGCCUGGCCCGGCCUGUUCCUGCUCCCCGCACCAAGCCAAGGGUGCGCGUCGCCAGCCCAGCCCGGCCUGUUUCCUGCUCCCCGCACCAAGCCAAUGGUGCGCGUCGCCAGCCCGGCCCGGCCUGUUCCUGCUCCCCGCACCAAGCCAAUGGUGCGCGUCGCCAGCCCGGUCCGGCCCUCUCCUGCUCCCCGCACCAAGCCUAUGGUGCGCGUCGCCAGCCCGGCCCGGCCUGUUCCUGCUCCCCGCACCAAGCCAAUGGACCAGGGGUACUUUGGGGGGUUAGAGAGGGAGUGGGGAUCAUGCCCGGAGCCGGAUCCGCCGCCAAGGCGGAGUGCCCACCCGGUCCCUCCCCUGUGGUAUUUGGUUGGCGCGGUCGGAGUCCGCGCCUUUAGGGGGGGGUACUGUCACGCCCUGGCUCUGGGGACACUUGUAUGUUGAGCCAGGGUGUGAGUUUCCUUUGUGUAUGCUAGUUGGUGUAUUUCUAUGUUGGCCAGAGUGGUUCUCAAUCAGAGGCAACGAGUGUCAGCUGUUGCUGGUUGCCUCUGAUUGGGAACCAUAUUUAGACAGGCUGUUUUCCCACAGUGGUUUUGGGAUCUUGUUCCAGUGUGGUUUGUGUUAGACCGUGGACGUCACGUUAUCGUUUUGUUGUUUUGUUCGUGUAAUCACUAAUAAGAGUAUGUUCGCCUUCAACGCUGCGCCUUGGUCCUCCUCUGUUCCCGACGAUCGUGACAAAUGGGGUCAGCCCUAGAGGAACUAUUUGUCAUUCUCAAUAGAUUCUAAAAACAGAGUUUGUUUACUUGCUGUUUGAGGUGAAGAAAAAAUUACUUUGAGAAGCUCCACAGCUUAUUUGUGGUGGUGAGUUAAGACAAUCAGAAAUACUAUCAGACAUCCCCAAAUGGACACAUUUAUAGACUUACAUUUGCGUACAGACCAGGUAGCCUAGGCAUACUUCUAUAUGUGUAAUCAGGUGCGUGUCCUUACAGUAUGAAAAAGUACAAAUAAGUAAAAUUGUGCACUCACUCUGGAAAAGAGCAUCUGCUAAAUUACAAAAAUGUUAAAUGUAAAUGUUUUCAACAUUGACAGGAGUGCUCCAAACAAAGGACAAUGAAUAUAUUGACAAAACUCAUAAAUGGAAUGAAAUAGACCAAAACUUGUUUCUCACAAGUGUAGCAUAGGUUGUGAGCUCUGAAAACGUGUCCACUCCGACAAUGAGAACGGUAAAUGACUGUAAUAAUAAUAUAUUGAAUGCAUUAACAGAAAUUGUAGAAUACAAAUUAUGGGAAUUAAUGGUAAAUGUUAGCUACUACUGGUGAUAUAUGUGAUGGGGAAUUGACACUAACAAUCAAAGGGCAAACAAUUCACACUAAGUUAUGAAACCAUGAAUGCGCAUGAAAUGGCGGGAGAGAGAUGUGCCUUGUGCAUCUUAGCCCCACUCCUCUUCUUCUCGGACCAUGGCAUCCCCGCGGCCCCCUCAAUGGAUUAGUCUGCGAAUCAGACAGGUGUCUCGUGUGCCUUGAAAAACUGCUUGACUAAAGAAAUCUCGGUUGACCAACAGCCUAUCGACCAAACAAUCGACCAGUCGACUAAAUGGGAUCAGCCGUAUUGUAGAUAUUGCGCUAUGUACCAGUACUGUCUUAUACUUGAUUACUUUGUUUCAAAUCUUCUUGAUGGGGAGAGUGUUGAUUUAAGAUUAAAUUAUCCCCGAUUAAUAUCAAGACUGACUGAUUGGUUGGUUGAUUCAUUAAUUUGUCCCCUCUCUCUCCUCUAUAGGAUCCGUAUGGCUGGUAUAAAUGGUCUGCAGGGAGUUGUGAGGAAGACGGUGAAUGAUGACCUACAGUCUAACAUCUGGGACCCCCAGCACAUGGACAAGAUCGUCCCCUCACUGCUCUUCAACCUGCAGAGUGGAGAGGGCACUGAGAGGUGAGAGGUCAAUGUUAGGGGUUAUCAAGAGGCUAGCGGUCAGGGGCAGGGUCAUUAGUAACAGUUUCCUUGGUAGUUCAUUAUAUUAGAAAACUACAAAGAGGUCAUUGAGAGGUUGUAGAGAAGUGACAGCCUGACAGGCAGACAUAUGUCUAUGAUCAAAUAGCCCAUCCAUGUUGUGAACAAGAGGUUAGAAAGUCCAGGCCUACAAGGACUAGAGUAUAGUUGCUGUGGAGGGGUCAUUGUAGCUGUGAGUGGGUGCGCAUGCGUGCUUGUCCAGGUCAGGUUGUGUUUGUGUUGACACUGCCAGCCAGCUGUUAUCCACUCAUCUGUGAUUGAUGUCACUGACAGUCUCAAGGCCAUGUCUUCAGCACUGCAUCCAAGGACAAACAGAGUGAACGUGGGAGGGGGAGAGAGCUGGAGGGAUGAAGAGAUAUAGAGGGAUGGGGAGGGAGAGGAAUGGAGGAAGAGAAGAUGAGAGAAAUACAGAGGUAGGUAAUGAUUGACUCAAAGUGAUAAAGAAAGAUGGAGAAAGACUGAAUUAGAGUGCUAUAAAUAAAUAAAUACAUCUUCAAUACUGAGGGAGCGAAUGAGUCAGGGAGAGAAAAAGAGGGGGCAAUGUGGCAGAGAUGCUGAAAGAGGGAGAGGUGGAUGGAGAGGGUAGUGUGGAGCCAGACAGCCUCCAUCCAGUUUUUGGCAGGUCUCCACAUGCACUGAACCACUCUGACGUCAAUGAGUGAGUGAGUGAGUGAGUGAGAGAGUGAGAGAGAGAGAGAACCUAGUCCAUCUCCUUCUGUUCCUAAGGCCUCAGUAGAUCAGUCAGUCCCCUGUCUGGUCCUUCUGUGUCCUCAUAUAGCUCUCCUGCUGAACUCUCUAUAUUAUCACUGGCCAUAGACAACAGCAGUAGCACUGGGACUAUGAUACUGGCUAAUAACUAUUAUUACUGGCCACAGACAACAGCAGUAGGGCUUAGAGCUUGGACGAUAAACCGAAAAUUAUCGAUACCGACUGAACCAACCAUUUAUCGCAGCCAUUUUACUGAAAUCGAUAAUCACGAUAAAUCAAAUAAAAAUGUAUUUGUCACAUGCACCGAAUACAACAAAUGUAGACUUUACCGUGAAAUGUUUACCUACGAGCCCUUUCCUAGCAAUGCAGUUAAAAAGUAACAAAAUUAACAAAUAGAUCAAAAGAAAAUAGUAACACAAUAAAAUAACAAUAACGAGGCUAUAUACAAGGAGUACCGAGGCUGAGUCGGUGUACUUGGGUAUGAGGUAGUUGGGGUGAUUGAUUGAAGUACUAUGUACAUGUAGGUAGGGGGUGAAAAGCAGAAAGUCUGUGUAGCCAUUUAAUAAACUGAUCAGCAGUCUUAUGGCUUUGGGGUAGAAGCUGUUCAGGAGCCUUUUGGUCCCAGACUUGGUGCUCCAGUACAGCUUGCCAUGUGGUAGCAGAGAGAACAGACUGUGACUUGGGUGGCUGGAGUCUUUGACAAUUUUUAGGGCCUUCCUCUGACACCGCAUGGUAUAGAUGUCCUGGAUGGCAUGGGUGCUUGGCCCUAAUGAUGUACUUGGCCGUACGCACUACCCUCUGUAGCGCCUUGUGGUCGAAUUCCGAGCAGUUGCCAUACCAAGCGGGGAUGCAGCCAGUGAAGAUGCAUUUUGAGGAUCUGAGGGCCCAUGCCAAACCUUUUCAGCCUCCUGAUGGGGAAGAGGCUUUAUCGUGCCCUCUUCACGACUGUGUUGAUGUGUUUGCACCAUGAUGUGGACACCGAGGAACAUGAAGCUCUCGACCGUCUCCACUACAGCCCUGUCGAUGUGAAUGCGGGCGUGCUCGCCCCUCCAGUUCCUGUAGUCCACGAUCAGCUCCUUUGUCUUGCUGAUGUUGAGGGAGUGGUUGUUGUCCUGGCACCACACUGCCAAGUCACUGACCUCCUCCCUGUAGGCUGUUUCAUCGUCGUCGGUGAUCAGGCCUACCACCGUUGUGUCGUCAGCAAACUUAAUGAUGGUUUUGGAGUUGUGUGCGGUCACGCAGUCGUGGGGGGUUCCAGUGUUGAGGGUCAGCGUGGUGAAUGUGUUGUUGCCUACCCUUACCACCUGGGGGAGUCCCGUCAGAAGGUCCAGUAUCCAGUUGCAGAGGGAGGUGUUUAGUCCCAGGGUCCUUAGCUUAGUGAUGAGCUUGGAGGGCACUAUGGUGUUGAACACUGAGCUUUAGUCAAUGAACAGCAUUCUCACAUAGGUGUUCCUUUUGUCCAGGUGGGAAAGGGCAGUGUGGAGCGCAAUAGAGAUUGCAUCAUCUGUGUAGCCUUUACUAGAGGAAUGUGAUGUUUCAAAUAAAAUAAGUCUGCUAAUAUGGACUAUUGCUAACAGGACAAUUGUUAGUUACAACAUUCAAUGUAGCUAGUAGUAGUGGUUUUAAGGGAAAUAUGAAAAAGUUACCGGUGCACAUUUAUGUUAUACAUUUAUCGUUCAAUUUAUUGGUAUCGUGAAAAUUCAGUCAGUUUAUCGUGAUAUCUAUUUUUGUCCUUAUCGGCCAACUCUAGUAUGGCUGCAGGGGCUAGCAGACUAGCUAAUUAACUUAUAAACUGUGGUUAUGUCUUACUCUGAUCAUUUAUUGUAAAGGCAGAAAAUAGGUCUCCCACAAAAAAGAGAUUGUCCUCUCAGGGGACUUGCAGGGUAAAUAAAUACAGGGGAAUGUGAGGACAUAAUUAGAGACAUUUAUCUUGUCACUCAGUGAUUGUUUUUAACCUUUACUUGUUGUUAAGGAAAUGCUAGGCUUAUUGAAAGGUCACUGAUACUAAUCUGCUGUGUACCUUCUCUUGGUGUAUCCAUUGGUUCAUUAAUGGUGAGAAUAUAUAGAAUUUUCUUCUCAUUACCUACAAUUGAAUUGAUGAAAAUGCUGCUAACCAUGUGUUGUGGCAGAAUUUGUUUUGAUUCAUUACCAAGUGUAUGUUUGAUAUCUAAUAUUUUCUGGGGGGUUUAAUGUAAGAGCAUUGCUGCUAAUGAGGGAGUUAUGUAAGGGACCCAUACAGAGACAGGAAGUCCCAUGACCUCUUCUUCAGUGGUGCUGGUGGCGGGAGGGGGGCGAGAAGAAAGGCGUCUGUGGUUAAUAAAUUAUCUUAUUGGAGGACCACCUGAUGCCAGGUGUGGUAGAGAGUAGAAUAGAACAGAGCAGAGUGGCGCUAAGCUGAGGAGAAUGCUUUACUAUGUAUAAGACUAAGGAAAGCCUGGGCCCGAGAGAGAGAGGAGGGAGAAGAGGACUUCAAUGCAAAUUAUACAAAUGUAUAGUAUGCACAGUUGCACACACAUACACACAAGCACAUUAGCACUUUAUGCUCACACACACUCUCACUCUCUUUCACAUUCACGUGUACACACACACACACAUAUACACAGUCACCACUUCAAGUGUAGUCACCACAAACACUCUAUCCUCAUUACAAGCAAGCAACAGAGAGGGAAAAGUACCUCAGGCAGAUAUACGCCAGCAAUUGAUUUUUAUGUGUGUGUCGAAAGCGUGUGAAAGUGUUUUCGUUGACUCAAAUAUAUUUCUGCUCCUCUCUUACUCCUUCUCUACCUGUCUCCUUCCUUCGUCCUACCUUCUUCACCCUCUGUGUCUCUCUCUCUCUCAAUCGCCCUUCGUCCUUUCACCCUCCCUUCCUCUCUCUCUCUGUCUUUCCAGCCGCUCCCCCUCUCCCCUGCAGGCGUCGGAGAAAGAGAAGGAGAGUCCGGCGGAGCUGACGGAGCGCUGUUUCAGAGAGCUGCUGGGACGGGCCGCCUACGGCAACAUCAAGAACGCUGUCACACCAGUACUCAUGUGAGACCUGCUCCCCCUGUGUUUUAGUGGACUAGUGCUGUGUUUUAGUGGAACUAGUGCUGUGGACUAGUGCUGUGCAUUAGUGGACUAGUGCUGUGUAUUAGUGGACUAGUGCUGUGCAUUAGUGGACUAGUGCUGUGUAUUAGUGGACUAGUGCUGUGGACUAGUGCUGUGUAUUAGUGGACUAGUGCUGUGUAUUAGUGGACUAGUGCUGUGUAUUAGUGGACUAGUGCUGUGUAUUAGUGGACUAGUGCUGUGUAUUAGUGGACUAGUGCUGUGUAUUAGUGGACUAGUGCUGUGGACUAGUGCUGUGUAUUAGUGGACUAGUGCUGUGUAUUAGUGGACUAGUGCUGUGUAUUAGUGGACUAGUGCUGUGUAUUAGUGGACUAGUGCUGUGGAAUAGUGGACUAGUGCUGUGUAUUAGUGGACUAGUGCUGUGUAUUAAUGGCCUAGUGCUGUGGACUAGUGGACAAGUGCUGUGUUUUAGUGGACUAGUGCUGUGGACUAGUGGACAAGUGCUGUGUUUUAGUGGACUAGUGCUGUGGACAAGUGCUGUGUUUUACAUUUACAUUUACGUCAUUUAGCAAACGCUCUUAUCCAGAGCGACUUACAAAUUGGUGCAUUCACCUUAUAGCCAGUGGGAUAACCACUUUACAAUAUUUUUUUGUUGUUGUUUGUUUUUUAUUUUAUUUAUUUUUUAAGGGGGUGGGGUGGGGUAAGGGGGGGUAGAAGGAUUACUUUAUCCUAUCCCAGGUAUUCCUUAAAGAGGUGGGGUUUCAAGUGUCUCCGGAAGGUGGUGAGUGACUCCGCUGUCCUGGCGUCGUGAGGGAGCUUGUUCCACCAUUGGGGUACCAGAGCAGCGAACAGUUUUGACUGGGCUGAGCGGGAACUGUGCUUCCGCAGAGGUAGGGGGGCCAGCAGGCCAGAGGUGGAUGAACGCAAUGCCCUCGUUUGGGUGUAGGGACUGAUCAGAGCCUGAAGGUACGGAGGUGCCGUUCCCCUCACAGCUCCGUAGGCAAGCACCAUGGUCUUGUAGCAGAUGCGAGCUUCAACUGGAAGCCAGUGGAGUAUGCGGAGGAGCGGGGUGACGUGAGAGAACUUGGGAAGGUUGAACACCAGACGGGCUGCGGCAUUCUGGAUGAGUUGUAGGGGUUUAAUGGCACAGGCAGGGAGCCCAGCCAACAGCGAGUUGCAGUAAUCCAGACGGGAGAUGACAAGUGCCUGGAUUAGGACCUGUGCCGCUUCCUGUGUAAGGCAGGGUCGUACUCUCCGAAUGUUGUAGAGCAUGAACCUACAGGAUCGGGUCACCGCCUUGAUGUUAGCGGAGAACGACAGGGUGUUGUCUAGGGUCACGCCAAGGCUCUUCGCACUCUGGGAGGAGGACACAACAGAGUUGUCAACCGUGAUGGCGAGAUCAUGGAACGGGCAGUCCUUCCCCGGGAGGAAGAGCAGCUCCGUCUUGCCGAGGUUCAGCUUGAGGUGGUGAUCCGUCAUCCACACUGAUAUGUCUGCCAGACAUGCAGAGAUGCGAUUCGCCACCUGGUUAUCAGAAGGGGGAAAGGAGAAGAUUAGUUGUGUGUCGUCUGCGUAGCAAUGAUAGGAGAGGCCAUGUGAGGAUAUGACAGAGCCAAGUGACUUGGUGUAUAGUGAGAAUAGGAGAGGGCCUAGAACUGAGCCCUGGGGGACACCAGUAGUGAGAGCACGUGGUGCGGAGACAGAUUCUCGCCACGCCACUUGGUAGGAGCGACCGGUCAGGUAGGACGCAAUCCAAGAGUGAGCCGCGCCGGAGAUGCCCAACUCGGAGAGGGUGGAGAGGAGGAUCUGAUGGUUCACAGUAUCAAAGGCAGCAGACAGGUCUAGAAGGACAAGAGCAGAGGAGAGAGAGUUAGCUUUAGCAGUGCGGAGAGCCUCUGUGACACAGAGAAGAGCAGUCUCAGUUGAAUGACCAGUCUUGAAACCUGACUGGUUUGGAUCAAGAAGGUAAUUCUGAGAGAGAUAGCAAGAAAGUUGGCUAAAGACGGCACGCUCAAGAGUUUUGGAGAGAAAAGAAAGAAGGGAUACUGGUCUGUAGUUGUUGACAUCAGAGGGAUCGAGUGUUGUUUUUUUUCGCUCACUUGAAGACGGAAGGGACAUAGCCAGCGGUCAAGGAUGAGUUGAUGAGCGAGGUGAGGUAAGGGAGAAGGUCACCGGAGAUGGUCUGGAGAAGAGAGGAGGAGAUAGGGUCAAGCGGGCAGGUUGUUGGGCGGCCGGCCGUCACAGGUCGCAAGAUUUCAUCUGGAGAGAGAGGGGAGAAAGAAGUCAAAGCAUAGGGUAGGGCAGUGUGAGCAGGACCAGCAGUGUCAUUUGACUUAACAAACGAGGAUCGGAUGUCGUCAACCUUCUUUUCAAAAUGGUUGACGAAGUCAUCCACAGAGGGGGAGGGGGAGGAGGAUUCAGCAGGGAGGAGAAGGUGGCAAAGAGCUUCCUAGGGUUAGAGGCAGAUGCUUGGAAUUUAGAGUGGUAGAAAGUGGCUUUAGUAGCAGAAACAGAUGAAGAAAAUGUAGAGAGGAAGGAGUGAAAAGAUGCUAGGUCCGCAGGGAGUCUAGUUUUCCUCCAUUUCCACUCGGCUGCCUGGAGCCCUGUUUUGUGAGCUUGCAAUGAGUCGUCAAGCCACGGAGCAGGAGGGGAGGACCGAGCCGGCCGGGAGGAUAGUGGACAUAGAGAGUCAAUGGAUGCAGAAAGGGAGGAGAGGAGGGUUGAGGAGGCAGAAUCAGGAGAUUGGAGGGAGAAGGAUUGAGCAGAGGGAAGAGAUGAUAGGAUGGAAGAGGAGAGAGUAGCGGGAGAGAGAGAGCGAAGGUUGUGACGGCGCAUUACCAUCUGAGUAGGGGCAGAGUGAGUAGUGUUGGAGGAGAGCGAGAGAGAAAAGGAUACAAAGUAGUGGUCGGAGACAUGGAGGGGAGUUGCAGUGAGAUUAGUAGAAGAACAGCAUCUAGUAAAGAUGAGGUCAAGCGUAUUGCCUGCCUUGUGAGUAGGGGGGGACGGUGAGAGGGUGAGGUCAAAAGAGGAGAGGAUUGGAAAGGAGGAGGCAGAGAGAAAUGAGUCAAAGGUAGACGUAGGGAGGUUGAAGUCACCCAGAACUGUCAGGGGUGAGCCAUCCUCAGGAAAGGAACUUAUCAAGGCGUCAAGCUCAUUGAUGAACUCUCCAAGGGAACCUGGAGGGCGAUAAAUGACAAGGAUGUUAAGCUUGAAUGGGCUAGUGACUGUGACAGCAUGGAAUUCAAAUGAGGAGAUAGACAGAUGGGUCAGGGGAAAAAGAGAGAAUGUCCACUUGGGAGAGAUGAGGAUUCCUGUGCCACCACCCCGCUGACCAGAUGCUCUCGGGGUAUGCGAGAACACAUGGUCAGACGAGGAGAGAGCAGUAGGAAUAGCAGUGUUUUCAGUGGUAAUCCAUGUUUCCGUCAGCGCCAAGAAGUCGAGGGACUGGAGGGUAGCAUAGGCUGAGAUGAACUCUGCCUUGUUGGCCGCAGAACGGCAGUUCCAGAGGCUGCCGGAGACCUGGAACUCCACGUGGGUGGUGCGUGCAGGGACCACCAGGUUAGAGAGGCAGCAGCCAUGCGGUGUGAGGCGUUUGUAUAGCCUGUGCGGAGAGGAGAGAACAGGGAUAGACAGAGGCAUAGUUGACAGGCUACAGAAAAUGGCUACAAUAAUGCAAAGGAGAUCGGAAUGAAAUGAACUAAACAUCUGGGAAAGAGGGGGGCCUCCCUCACUUACGUUUCACUGACGUUUCACUGAAACACCCAAAUAUAACUCUCCCAACUUCCACCUCAGAAACUAUAAUUGUUGUAAACUACAGCGGUUCAAUGUUUUCGAGGAAUAGACUAACUUAGUUUAUUCAGCUAGCUAACUUGGUACAGUAUUCUUCCGUGAAAACCGUCCAGGGCACCUAGUCAUAUGACGCCACAGCCAACUAGCAUCCGGACUCCAACAACACAGUUUAGCCCAAUCUCGGCCACAACAAACCACCAGUGUGUCACACCAGCAGUAUCGUGUCCGUCUAACGUUUGGGUAGUCCGACAGCUGACAUCCGUCGUAGUGACUAGUGCUGUUUAGUGGACAGUGCAGGUAUCUGUCACAUUGUGACUAGAUCCAGCUGGUCUGUGGGAAUGUUCGUCAUCAGCAGUUCUUAUUUGCUGUCCCUUGUUCUGUGUCUCUCCUGUGGUCUGUCUCAUGGUUAUCUUCUGUUCAUCUCUCUCUGUCUCUCGUCUGUCACUUCUGUACUUCAGUUCUCUUGUCUCUCUCUCUUCUUGUCUGUCUUUCUCCUGUCUGUAACUUUCAUGGUCUUCUCUUCCUUCUCUCUCUUCUUCUGUCUCCCCUCUCUUCUUCCUGUCUUGUCCUGUCUCUGUCCUGUCUCGUCUCUGUCUCUGUUCUCUCUGUCUCUCUCUGUCUCUGUCUGUCUGUCUUUCUCCUGUCUGUAACUUUCAUGGUUACUCUUUCUGUAUCUCUCUCUCUGUCUGUCUGUCUUUCUCCUGUCUGUAACUUUCAUGGUUACUCUUUCUGUAUCUCUCUCUCUCUCUGUCUGUCUGUCUUUCUCCUGUCUGUAACUUUCAUGGUUACUCUUUCUGUCUCCUUUUUCUGUCUGUCUGUAACUUUCAUGGUUACUCUUUCUGUCUCCUCUCUCCUCCAAUCUCUCUUGCUCCUUUUGUUUUUCUCUUGAUUUGAUGGAUGCCACAUUGAAGCUCUGUCUGUACAGUGAGUUCACUUUUUAAUUGUACAAUCAAUGCUUGCUAUAAAUCUCUAUUUUAUGUCUCUUCUCUGUCUCUCUCUCUCUCUCCCUCUCACUCGUUCUCUCACUCCAGGCACUUAGAUAACCACUCUCUGUGGGAGGGGAAGACCUUUGCAGUCCGCUGCUUUAAGAUCAUCAUGUACUCUAUCCAGGUGAGUCACCUCCACUCUAUUGCUCACUCUCUCCAUUCCUUCCUUCCUACCGCCCUAUCUCUCCCCUCUCUCUCCCUCCCUCUCUCUUUGGCAGCUGUUACCUGGGGCUGAUCAAAUAGCAGGUAAGUCAGUCAACCUAAAGUCCUUUUUCUAUCCUCCACCAGCUCUUAGAACAACCUCAUAUUUUCACCCCAAUUCAACUGAAAUCCCAGUUAGAGUUCUCUCUCCCACUCUCUGUGUUGCUUUAAUGUGUGUUUUUAUACUGACCCAAUAGUGGUUUGAAAUUCAUUCUCUCUCUCUCUCCCUCUUUCGCUCUCUCUCUCUCGCUCUCUAUCUCUUUCUCUCCCUCUCUCCCCCUCCUCCAGUCUCAGCACUCUCACCUGGUCAUCCAGCAGCUGCUAGGUCACCUGGAUGCCAACAGUAAGAAUUCAGCCACAGUGCGUGCUGGGAUAGUGGAGGUCCUCCUGGAGGCUGCUGCAAUCGCUUCCAGCGGCUCUGUGGGUGGGUACAAAGAGGUCUGCCGUACACACACGUACAGAUGCACGUAUUUGCACGCACGCGCUUACACACACACACAUACACCUUGUCCUGGCUUGCGUGUCCAGAUCACAUUUUCUUCACACUUCAUUCAGUAUUAUAAUCUGUCCACCAGAGAGAGGUGUGUUAUCAUUGAAAAUGUCUAUCUACUGAAGUAGGGGUUCUUUCUCUAAUGAAGUUUGUGUGUGUGUGUGUGUCUUUCUCAGGCCCCACGGUGUUGGAGGUGUUUAACACUCUGCUGAGGCAGCUGCGUCUCAGUGUGGACUACGAGCUGACCGGCUCCUACGACGCCAGCGGGAAACAUUGGCACCAAGAUCAUCAAAACACAUGAGGAGAGACAGCUACAGGAGGCCGUUAUCAGGACCAUUGGUCAGUCUCUGUGUGUGUGAUUGUCUACUCACACACACACACUAGAUUUGCAGCCAGUCUCUCCUUAAAGGAAAAUUCCACCCAAAAACGAUAUUUUGGUAUUUGUUUCAUUAGUCCAUUGCUGAUGUUUUGCAUGUCAGCAAUCAAAUUUUCAAGAUGUAUAACUACCAAAAGAUAGUUUUGGGGUGGAAUUUUCCUUUAAGGAGAGACUGGCUGCAAAUCUAGUUGUGUGUGUGUGUGUGUGUGUGUGUAUAACAUACUAAUUAAAUGACAAUUUAAUGAACUGACAAGGAAGAAAAUGAUGCCUUCAAUUGAUGUCCUGCUUGACUUUCAUUUGAACUGUUUGUAACUCUCCAGGGUCAUUUGCGAACACCCUCCCUACAUACCAGCGCUCCGAGGUCAUGCUCUUCAUUAUGGGCAAGAUUCCUGUACCAGGGGUACACCCUACACUCACCAACGCAGGCUCCGGGUGAGGGCACACACACACACACACACACACACACACACACACACACACACACACACUCUCACACUUUCCUGACAACUUCUUUUUUAUUUAAAGGGGUUGUGAAGGGACCAGGAUGAUCCAGAUCAUGCUGCUGAAGUCGCUGGUUCAGGUGAGACAUGGAAUUAACAUUAGAAACUUCUCACAUUCAAUCAGUAGUCACCAAACUCUGUGUUCAUGUGCAGAUUUCUGUCAAGUGGCCCACAUCAAUCUUCCUCUUUCUUAAUUUAAAUCUGUCUUUCUCCAUUACCCCAUCCCCCUUCCCCCCCCCCCCCCCCCCCCCCACCCCCCGCCUCCCUCCCCUCCCCACGCUCUCUCUCCUCCCUCCCCCCAGGUGACGACAGGGUUCCAGACCACCAACAUGCUGACGGCGCUGCCCAACUCGUUCCUGGAGCCGCUGCUGUCCUUCUCUCUGAUGGAGGACCCGGAGGUCAGACUGCUGGUGCUCACCAUACUCCUCAGUGUUAUAGACAGACACGACAACACACCCAAGUUCUCUAGCAUCAGGUCAGAACACGCCUCAGGCCAAGCUCUUUAUUGUGCGACUCUUUCACUUUUUCUCUCAUUUGCUUCCACCCGAUCUAUCUUUAUUUCUGCCCCUCAGACCCUCUCUCCAUCCCUUCUCCCUCCUUCCUUCUCUUCCUCUCUCCCCUUCUCUCUAUCCCUCUGUGCUUAUCUUUCACUCUCACUGUCAGUCUUCCGUCUCUUUUUGACUCUACCAUCCCUUCUCUCUCUCUGUCACUAUCAUUAUUUUCUCUGGCUUGUACUUGUCAUUUUGAGGCAUAUCUUAUCUUCUUGACCUCCUUACAGAAGCACUGCGCUAUGCUUUCACUCUCUCUGUAUCUGUCCAUAUAAUAAUGCUAGUCUCCUGUCUCCUCCUACAGCAUUAUAUCAGAUAUCUCUGUUCUCAAACUGAAAGUGGACAAAUGCUCUCGACAGGACAACCUUUUCAUGAAGAAGGUAAACCUCUCUAUCACCAUCUCUCUCCAUCUUCCUCUGUCUCUCUCUCUCUCUCUCGCCAUCUCUGUGUGCCACUCCCUCCUGCCUCACUUCCCUCUCUUUCUAUAUUUCACAGCAUGCACAGCAGUUGUACCGCCACAUCUACUUGGCGUGUAAGGAGCAGAGCAGCGGUCCGCAGCACUUUGAGACGCUCUACACCCUUCUGGCCCUCAUCAGCAUGGAACUGGCCAACGAAGAGGUGGUGGUGGACCUCAUCAGACUGGCCCUGGCCCUGCAGGUACACACACACACACACACACACAAACACACACGAGCGCACACGUACACGCACAUACUCGUAACUACACACACACGCACUCACACUUAAGCCUCCCAGGACCAAGGUUAUCAGUGUGAUCUCUCUCUCUCCUGUAGGAAUUGGCUCAGACCAACGAGGAGUCUCUGUCAGUGUAUAACCGCUGUGCUGUCCAUGCCCUCUCUGCUGCCUACCUCAACCUCAUCUGUCAACUUACCACCGUCCCCACCUUCUGCCAGCACAUACACGAGGUACCUGUGUGCAUCAGACCACUCUCUGCCUGCAAUGUGCAUUAACAUCUAUAACUACACUAAUGAAUGACUUGUGUGUUGCUCACUCCCUCCCAGGUGAUUGAGAUGAGACAGAAGGAGGUGCCCUUCCUUCUCCCUGAGGACAUCUUCAUAGAAAACCCCAAGUAGGUUUACAUCAGUUUGAUAUUUGUUAAGAUUGGUAUAGGUAAAGCAGUGUUUCCCCUAGGUUUUUUGUCAGCAGUGGUGGCAAGGGUAUUGGGGGGAGGGAAGGGGGUGUCAUUGCUACUAGCAUUAGCACAAUGACAUGCUAGCUUUCCCCAUAGACUUCCAGUCAUUGAGCCAACAACUAUCCAAUUAAAAACGCGUCUCGGCAGAAAUAUAUACAGUGAGGGGAAAAAAGUAUUUGAUCCCCUGCUGAUUUUGUACGUUUGCCCACUGACAAAGACAUGAUCAGUCGAUAAUUUUAAUGGUAGGUUUAUUUGAACAGUGAGAGGCAGAAUAACAACAAAAAAAUGUUAUAAAUUGAUUUGCAUUUUAAUGAGGGAAAUAAGUAUCACAGAGGUCAGAUGUUUCUUGUAGUUGGCCACCAGGUUUGCACACAUCUCAGGAGGGAUUUUGUUCCACUCCUCUUUGCAGAUCUUCUGCAAGUCAUUAAGGUUUCGAGGCUGACGUUUGGCAACUCGAACCUUCAGCUCCCUCCACAGAUUUUGUAUGGGAUUAAGGUCUGGAGUCUGGCUAGGCCACUCCAGGACCUUAAUGUGCUUCUUCUUGAGCCACUCCUUUGUUGCCUUGGCCGUGUGUUUUGGGUCAUUGUCAUGCUGGAAUACCCAUCCACGACCCAUUUUCAAUGCCCUGGCUGAGGGAAGGAUGUUCUCACCCAAGAUUUGACGGAUUUGACAGAUUCUCUUCUGUCAAAGAAUCUGUCCAUCGUCCCUUUGAUGCGGUAAAGUUGUCCUGUCCCCUUAGCAGAAAAACACCCCCAAAGCAUAAUGUUUCCACCUCCAUGUUUGACGGUGGGGAUGGUGUUCUUGGGGUCAUAGGCAGCAUUCCUCCUCCUCCAAACAUGGCGAGUUGAGUUGAUGCCAAAGAAAUCAAUUUUGGUCUCAUCUGACCACAACACUUUCACCCAGUUCUCCUCUGAAUCAUUCAGAUGUUCAUUGGCAAACUUCAGACGGCCCUGUAUAUGUGCUUUCUUGAGCAGGGGGACCUUGCGGGCGCUGCAGGAUUUCAGUCCUUCACGGCGUAGUGUGUUACCAAUUGUUUUCUUGGUGACUAUGGUCCCAGCUGCCUUGAGAUCAUUGACAAGAUCCUCCCGUGUAGUUCUGGGCUGAUUCCUCACCGUUCUCAUGAUUAUUGCAACUCCAUGAGGUGAGAUCUUGCAUGGAGCCCCAGGCCGAGGGAGAUUGACAGGUCUUUUGUGUUUCUUCCAUUUGCGAAUAAUCGCACCAACUGUUGUCACCUUCUCACCAAGCUGCUUGGCGAUGGUCUUGUAACCCAUUCCAGCCUUGUGUAGGUCUACAAUCUUGUCCCUGACAUCCUUGGAGAGCUAUUUGGUCUUGGCCAUGGUGGAGAGUUUGCAAUUAUAUUUACAUUUACGUCAUUUAGCAGACGCUCUUAUCCAGAGCAACUUACAAAUUGGUGCAUUCACCUUAUAGCCAGUGGGAUAACCACUUUUUUUUCCAACAUUUUUUUUUCUUUUUUUUUGGGGGGGGGGGUGGUGGGUUGGGGUAAGGGAGGGGUAGAAGGAUUACUUUAUCCUAUACCAGGUAUUCCUUAAAGAGGUGGGGUUUCAAAUGUCUCCGGAAGGUGGUGAGUGACUCCGCUGUCCUGGCGUCGUGAGGGAGCUUGUUCCACCAUUGGGGUGCCAGAGCAGCGAACAGUUUUGACUGGGCUGAGCGGGAACUAUGCUUCCGCAGAGGAAGGGGAGCCAGCAGGCCAGAGGUGGAUGAACGCAAUGCCCUCGUUACAUUUUUGACAUGCGUUUUUCUGGAUUUUUUUGUUGUUAUUCUGUCUCUCAUUGUUCAAAUAAACCUACCAUUAAAAUUAUAGACUGAUCAUUUCUUUGUCAGUGGGCAAACAUACAAAAUCAGCAGGGGCUCAAAUACUUUUUUCCCUCAAUGUAUAUAUACAGUUGAAGUCGGAAGUUUACAUACACUUAGGUUGGAGUCAUUAAAACUUGUUUUUCAACCACUCCACAAAUUUCUUGUUAACAAACUAUAGUUUUGGCAAGUCGGUUAGGACAUCUACUUUGUGCAUGACACAAGUAAUUUUUCCAACAAUUGUUUACAGACAGAUUAUUUCACUUAUAAUUCACUGUAUCACAAUUCCAGUGGGUCAGAAGUUUACAUACACUAAAUUGACUGUGCCUUUAAACAAAAGGGGAUGCCUUGCAAGCCGAAGAACACCGUCCCAACCGUGAAGCACGGGGGUGGCAGCAUCAUGCUGUCGGGGUGCUUUGCUGCAGGAGGGACUAGUGCACUUCACAAAAUAGAUGGCAUCAUGAGGAAGGAAAUGUAUGUGGAUAUAUUGAAGCAACAUCUCAAGACAUCAGUCAGGAAGUUAAAGCUUGGUCGCAAAUGGGUCUUCCAAAUGGACAAUGACCCCAAGCAUUCUUCCAAAGUUGUGGCAAAAUAGCUUAAGGGCAACAAAGUCAAGGUAUUGGAGUGGCCAUCACAAAGCCCUGACCUCAAUCCUAUAGAAAAGUUGUGGGCAGAACUUAAAAAGUGUGUGCGAGCAAGGAGGCCUACAAACCUGACUCAGUUACACCAGCUCUGUCAGGAGGAAUGGGCCAAAAUUCACACAAUUUAUUGUGGGAAGCUUGUGGAAGGCUACCUGCAACGUUUGACCCAAGUUAAACAAUUUAAAGGCAAUGCUACCAAAUACUAAUUGAGUGUAUGUAAACUUCUGACCCACUGGGAAUGUGAUGAAAGAAAUAAAAGCUGAUAUAAAUCAUUCUCUCUACUAUUAUUCUGACAUUUCACAUUCUUAAAAUAAAGUGGUGAUCCUAACUGACCUAUGACAGGGAAUGUUUACUAGGAUUAAAUGUCAGGAAUUGUGAAAAACUAGGUUUAAAUGUAUUUGGCUAAGGUGUAUGUAAACUUCCGACUUCAACUGUAUAUAUAUAUACAAAAAAUAUAUAUAAUAUAUAUAUCAUAUUUUUUGCAGCGGUGGCAACAGUUUAGCAGUAGUGGGGGAAACACUGGGGGGAAAACACACAUUAUAGGGGAAACACUGGGUAAAGCUGAUCAUGGGACAGUGGUUAGGCCAAAAGAAGACAACCCUGGAAAUGAAGUGCCACAGUACAGAGGAACAAGACUGUGAUUAUCUAAUGUUUUCUAUCCCAUGGGGGAUAGCGCAAGGACACCGUCAUGCAACAAAGUCAAUAUUUGUCCAAUCCGUCAUGAUUUAUGUGGUCUAACAGGCCCAAUGUGGUUACUAAAAUUUGAUUUGGAUAUAUAUGGCUGUUUUCGCUGCAAGGUGUCCCUUUUUGGGUUUAGAAAAAGUGUCUGCUAAAUGCUAAUUCCCGUUCGUACAAGCUAGCCAUAUAAAAAUCGGUGGUGGUAGUUGAAGCCAUUUUUAAGUGUAAUGCAGUUGAUUGGUGAUGAUGACAUGAACAUAUAUUGGGGGUUGACUUCCACACAAGCACUUAGAUUCUUACCCCAACAAAGUGUGAAAAAAUAAUUUUGAUGGCCGGUAAUGAGGAGUUUCUGUAUCUAUUCCCCAUGUGUGCAUGGUGUUUCCAUGGCAUUUCCAUUGUUUUGGUCGAACUCUUACCUGAUAUAUCGCUGCUAGGGGACAGUACAGCUAAAAUAGUGGUCUUUAGAUUAAUAUAAUGCUAAUAUAUGUGUAUACAUAUAUCAGCUGGUAGAGCACGGCGCUUGUAACGCCAAGGUAGUGGGUUCGAUCCCCGGGACCACCCAUACACAAAAAUGUAUGCAUGCAUGACUGUAAGUCGCUUUGGAUAAAAGCGUCUGCUAAAUGGCAUAUUAUUAUUAUUAUUAUUAUUAUAACAUGCAACAUGCAACAAUUUCAACGAUUUUACUGAGUUACAGUUCAUAGGAAAUCAGUCAAUUGAAAUAAAUUCAUAAGGCCUUAAUCUAUGGAUUUCACAUGACUGGGAAGGGGCUCAAAACUUGAGACAUCUGUGGCAUUGUGUUGUGUGUCAAAACUGCACAUUUUAGAGUGGACUUUUAUUGUCCCCAGCACAAGGUGCACCUGUGUAAUGAUCAUGCUGUUUAAUCAGCUUAUUGAUAUGCCACACCUGUCAGGUGGAUGGAUUAUCUUGGCAAAGGAGAAAUGCUCACUAACAGGGAUGUAAACAAAUUUGUGCACAAAAUCUGAGAUAAAUAAUUUCUGGGAUCUUUUAUUUCAGCUCAUGAAACAUGGGACUAACACAUGUUGUGUUUAUAUUUUUGUUCAGUGUAUAUACAGUAUAUAUAGAUAUGGUUCGUUCUACUAAAAGAGUGCCUUUUGCGUCCCUUUGAUAUUUUAAGUAGAAAUGUUGCCCCAAUAUUGCACCCUGUGUAACUUUUAGGAAGAUUUUAACCCACUUAACCCCACAAUUUCUCCAAGUUUUCACCAUCAUUGUAACGCCCUAGUUAUAUUCAAAUCAAAUCAAAUUGUAUUUGUCACAACAGGUGUAGACCUUACCGUGAAACGCUUACUUACAAGCCCGUAACCAACAAUGCACUUAAGAAAAUAAGAGUUAAGAAAAUUACUAAAUAAACUAAAGUAAAAAAAGAAACAAUAAAAUAACAAUAACAAGGCUAUAAACAGGGGGUACCGGUACCGAGUCAAUGUGUGGGGGUACAGGUUAGUCGAGGUAAUAUGUACAUGUAGGUAGGGGUAAAGUGACUAUGCAUAGAUAAUAAACAGUGAGUAACAGCAGUCUUAUGGCUUCAGGGUUGAAUCUGUUAAGGAGCCUUUUGGACCUAGACUUGGCGCUCCAGUACCGCUUGCCUUGCGGUAGCAGAGAGAACAGUCUAUGACUUGGGUGGCUGGAGUCUUUGAAAAAAUGUUGGGCCUUCCUCUGACACCGCCUAGUAUAUAGGUCCUGGAUGGCAGGAAGCUUGGCCCCAGUGAUGUACCGGGCUGUACGCACUACCCUUUGUAGCGCCUUACGGUUGGAUGCCGAGCAGUUGCCAUACCAGGCGGUGAUGCAACCGGUCAGGAUGCUCUUGAUGGUGCAGCUGUAGAACAUUUUGAGGAUCUGGGGACCCAUGCCAAAUCUUUUCAGUCUCCUGAGGGGGAAUAGGCGUUGUCGUGCCCUCUUCACGACUGUCUUGGUGUGUUUGGACCAUCAUAGUUUGUUGGUCCAAGGACACCAAGGAACUUGAAACUCUCUACCCGCUCCACUACAGCCCCGUUGAUGUGAAUGGGGGCGUGUUCAGCCCUCCUUUUCCUGUAGUCCACGAUCAGCUCUUUUUUCUUGCUCACGUUUGUUGCGUUGACAAAGUAAUUUCUGAAGAUUAUGAUUUAUUUAGUGUGAUUAGUGAUUCAUCUACGUCUACAGUGUCUUCAGAAAGUAUUCACACCAUUCGACUUUUCCCACAUUUUGUUUUGUUACAGCCUGAAUUUUAAAUGGAUUAAAUCGCGAUUUUGUAUCACUGGCCUACACACAACACCCCAUAUUGUAGAAGUGGAAUAUGUUUUUAGAAUUGUACAAAUUAAUAAAAAAUUAAAAGCUGAAAUGUUCUUAGUCAGGUUUUCAACCCCUUUGUUAUGGCAAAUCUGAAAGCAGACAUUGAAUAUCCCUUUGAGUAUGGUAAAGUUAGUAAUUACACUUUGGAUGGUGUAUCAAUACACCCAGACACUACAAAGAUAUAGGCGUCCUUCCUAACUCCGUUGCCUGAGAGGAAGGAAACCACUCAGGGAUUUCACCAUGAGGCCAAUGGUGACUUUAAAACAGUUACAGAGUUUAAUGGCUGUGAUAGGAGAAAACUGAGGAUGGAUCAGCAACAUUGUAGUUACUCCACAAUACUAACCUAAAUGACAGAGUGAAAAGAAGGAAGCCUGUACAGAAUACAAAUAUUCCAAAACAUGCAUCCUGUUUGCAAUAAGGUACUAAAGUAAAACUGCAGAACAUUUGGCAAAGAAAUGAACUUCAUGUCCUGAAUACAAAGUGUUAUGUUUGGUGCAAAUCCAGCACAACACAUCACUGAGUACUAGUACUAGCACCCAAAAUUUUUUUUUUUUUCACUUUGUCAUUAUGGGGUAUUGUGUGUAGAUGGGUGAGAAUUAUUAUGUUUUUUUUUUUAAAUUGACAAAAUGUGGAAUAAGUCAAGGGGUAUGAAUACUUUCUGAAGGCACUGUAUGUUAUUAUAGUAUAGGUCUCUAGUUCUUACUGUGGGUCUCAGUGGUAGUUCUGAGCGAUUAACCCCAAAUGUUAGUUCUUUUGGGUUUUUUAAACAACUAAUUGACCGACAUCGGUUCAAUUAUUUGAAUUACAUUUCAUUCAGUUUUUUUCUGCAAGCUCAAUGCAGACAUUGCACAGUUUCUCUAGAGAUAAAUCAGAUCCAGAUUGAACUGUGCGAUGUAGUAGGGAGUUGUAGUUUCCAACAGGCCAAUAUUCCACGUAGUUUAUCACAUAAAACAUGGUAAUUAACUACAAUGACCGUAAUCCAUUGUGCGUCUACUUGUCUGGUCUGUGUUUCUUUUAUGCCUGCUACGGAAGAAACAGAAGAAUGCGCGAUCGUGAGGGGAUAUAGAGAGCAGCUGUUGCUCUGCGAGGUAUCUCUACCUGAAAAUACAUGAUCAUAAAAGUAUGCCUUAUUUACUUUGAAGAACAACAAAUAGUGAUUUUGUCAGACAGCAUAGGCAGCAGCUCUAUAUAGAUGAGAUGAAGACUUGGAAUGAAAUAAUAAAGUAAUCAAUUAAAACAAAUGUAAUUGUCACGAUCGUCAUAAGCAACGGAUCAAGGCGCAGCAUGAUAUGCGUACAUCUUUUAAUGAGUACUUUAUACACUACAAAAAAAAAAAAAACGAUACAUGAAGUCCUAAGGUUAACAAAACACAAACCUCUCCGGAACAAGAUCCCACAAAAGACAAGUGCACAACAGGCUGCCUAAGUAUGGUUCCCAAUCAGAGACAACGAGCCACAGCUGUCUCUAAUUGGGAACCACCCCGGCCAACAUAGAAACACAUAAACUAGAACAUAGAAAACGAAACAUAGAACCUAACACCCAGAAACUAACAGAUAGAAACUAACACCCUGGCUCAACAUAUAAAAGUCCCCAGAGCCAGGGCGUGACAGUACCCCCCCCCCCAAAGGCGCGGACUGCGACCGCGCCAACUAAACCCAACAGGGGAGGGGCCGGGUGGGCAUUCCGCCUCGGAGGCGGAUCCGGAUCCGGGCGUGACCACCACCCUCUAACUAACCCCCCGUAGCGCCCCUGGUCUGGUCCCGCUGGCUGGAGCUGGACUGGACAUCGGUGGAGCGGAUUGCUUAGGCUCCGGUGUGGAGCAGCUGACCGGUACCUGACCAGGCACUGGUGAAACAGGCACGGGCUGUGCCGGACUGACGACGCGCACCACAGGCUUGGUGCGGGGAGCAGGAAUGGGCCGGACCGGGCUGACGACGCGCACCACUGGCUUGGUGCGGGGAGCAGGAACGGGCCGGACCGGGCUGGCGACGCGCACCACUGGCUUGGUGCGGGGAGCAGGAACGGGCCGGACCGGGCUGGCGACGCGCACCACUGGCUUGGUGCGGGGAGCAGGAACAGGCCGGACCGGGCUGGCGACGCGCACCACAGGCUUGGUGCGAGGGGCAGGAACAGGCCGGGCCGGGCUGGCGACGCGCACCACAGGCUUGGUGCGAGGGGCAGGAACAAGCCGGGCAGGGCAGGCGACGCGCACCACAGGCUUGGUGCGAGGGGCAGGAACAGGCCGGGCCGGGCUGGCGACGCGCACCACAGGCUUGGUGCGAGGGGCAGGAACAUGCCGGGCCGGGCUGGCGACGCGCAUCACAGGCUUGGUGCGAGGGACAGGAACAGGCCGGACCGUACUGGGAACACACACCACUGGCCUUGUGCGGGGAUCAGGAACAGGCCGGACCGGACUGGUAACACACCCCAGUACCUCUCGCCGUGCCUCUACACUCUCCUUCCCUCUAAUGACCAAUGGCCCCCGUAACCUGGUGGCCUUCUCUCCUAGUCCACAAUCUCGCCCUGUAGCUGCCUCCAGCAGCCCCGUCGUCCAUGCCGUGUGCCCCCCCCAAAAAAUGUAUAGGGGUUGCCUCUUGCGUGUCCGACGUCGGCACGGUUGGCGCCGCUGCUCCUCUCUAUGGCGCGCCUCCACCGUCUCCUCCCACGGACGGCGAUCCAUUCCGGCCUGGAUUUCCUCCCAAGUCCAGGAUCCCUGCCCGUCCAAGAUCUCCUCCCAAGUCCAGGCUUUCUGCUCCUGGACACGCUGCUUGGUCCUGUUAUGGUGGGAUCUUCUGUCACGAUCGUCGUAAGCAACGGAUCAAGGCGCAGCUUGAUAUGCGUACAUCUUUUAAUGAGUACUUUAUACACUACAAAAAAUUUUUUAAACGAUACGUGAAGUCCUAAGGUUAACAAAACACAAACCUCUCCGGAACAAGAUCCCACAAAAGACAAGUGCACAACAGGCUGCCUAAGUAUGGUUCCCAAUCGGAGACAACGAGCCACAGCUGUCUCUAAUUGGGAACCACCCCGGCCAACAUAGAAACACAUAAACUAGAACAAGAACAUAGAAAACGAAACAUAGAACCUAACACCCAGAAACUAACAGAUAGAAACGAACACCCUGGCUCAACAUAUAAAAGUCCCCAGAGCCAGGGCGUGACAGUAAUAUACCCAACAACUGAAAUAUUUUAGUAAAGUAAUGUGAUUUUUAAAAAUUGUUUUAUUCUGUGUUACAGCAUUCAACCCAAAUAAUCGAACCCCCCCCCCCCCCCCCCAAAAAAUGAAUAUUUUUUAAUAAAUCACAAUUUUUUCGAACCGAACUGACCUCAAAAUGCACUAAUCGCUCAGCACUACUCAGUGAACAAGAGUAGUAGUCUGGGUUCUUGCUCUUCCCACAGCCCUCUUCCCUCUAGUGCUCUUUCCAUUAGAAAGAAACUUCACUUAUAAUUCAUGAAGCAUUCAGCCACGUUCAGUCAGUCAACACAGCUUUUAACAGACCUUCCUUCCUUUUCGGCUCAACCCGAAAAUCCUUUUAGUGACGCAUUUAAAGAGAGUUAUUCUGAGUUCUGUUUGUGUCUGUGAGUGCAUGCUCUUUGCUGUUUGUCGCUCUGUGAACUUCCUCAAGGCUUUUGUGAACUCUCUACAGAUGAAAGCGGUGCAGCUUAUGGAUGUAGGGUUACUUUCCUCCAUAUAUUGCUUUCAUACUUAAUCUCCCCAGUCUUAUAAGAUGUGGAGUAAAUAAGAUCUGGAUAUGGAGGAAAUGGAGAGGUCUCCUCCCGUCCUGUCCUUCUCUUAUCUUCCUUCUGUCUUUCCAUGUCUUCUGUCUCCGUCCUGUCCCUCUCUUCUUUCAUCUCUCUUCUCCCCCAUCUCUCUUACGGUUUGUCUUCUGUCUCUGUGCUCUCCGUCUGUUCUUUCCCCUCUCCCAGGCUCCCUGCCUCUCUGGAGAAGUUGGAGGGGGAUGUUCUGUUCCAGCAGUCUAAGAUCACGGAAGUCCUGGGGGGCAGCGGCUACAACACAGACAGACUGGCCACACUCUACAUCCCUCAGUUCACAGGUAACACACACCUUUCAACAUGCACAGGAACAUGUGCUUAACUCUUACUAAGAUCAGUAGCUUCAAUAAGGUGGGGUGAUGAGGAGUAAUCCAACUAAAAUGGUUAACCUUUCAAACAGCAAUGCAUGCAGCCUGUGUUUUGAGCCAUGCCUGUAGAGUGUGGUGAAUGGAAAUAGAGGUGAAUUGCACCUCUUCUACAAUGCACUUGAGUUAAUAGUGUGUACUGUACCUACGUCAUUGGGUGACCACUUUGUUGUUGAUUGAAUCCCAGAUUGCCCUUUUAAUCCCAAGUCAUUGUACUCAUCGUGGGUCAUUGUUCAGCUAAGUUGUUGUGCUCUUUCUCUAGACGAGGACCGUCUGUCCAAGAGGAAGAGCAUUGGAGAGACCAUCUCACUACAGGUGGAGGUGGAGUCUAGGAACAGCCCAGAGAAAGAGGAGGUAAGGAGAAACACAAACACGUGCACACCAAAAAUGUCCCUCAGCUCUUCCGUCCCUCACUCUCUCUCUCAUUCUACAGAGGACUCCAGCAGAGGAGAUCACAUUUGAAACUCUGAAAAACGCCAUCGGUAAGUACCCAUCAGCGCUGUAUCACUCAUGAGUCAUUUGGUCAGGCAUCAGGACAUUCAGUUAGCAGACAGUGUUCUAUUGGACCAUUAUCAAUCUGUCCCUCCAAGGACAUAGUGAUUGUAUCAGCGGUACAACAAUACUGAGGUGUGUGUGUCUCCUCAGUGGACAGUGUGGGGAUGGAGGAGCAGGAGAGAGAGCGCAGAAGGCAGGUGGUGGAGAAGUUCCAGAAGGCCCCCUUCGAGGAGAUCGCUGCCCACUGCGGUGCCAGGGUAAACCCCCAUGUUUAAAGAACCAAAAUUCUGCAGUUGCAUGAUUUGAAUAUCACUGAGUUUUUCAAUCCAUUGUCUUACUUGCAUAUUUUUUAUUUUGUGGCUUCAUCUGAUGUGCACAUUCUAAAUCUGACUCUGACGCUGGUCUCUGCUUGUUCUUUACAGGCCACAUUGCUGCAGAGCAAACUCAAUCAGAUCUUUGAGAUCACAAUCAGGUAAGAAACAAGAAGAAUAGAAAGAACAGUCCAUACAAAAGCUAUGAUGAUGUAAUUCCCACUUUAGAAGUGUUCAGAAACAUCUUAUCUACUAACUGGAGAAAUGUUAUUUCUAAGUGAUCAUUCACCAUUCAGUUCCUUAUGGGCAAAACGUAACCCAAAACAAACUGCAAAUGCAUCCAUUGAGUUUGUAGUGUCACAAGCUUGAUGUACACUACCGUUCAAAAGUUUGGGGUCACUUAGAAGUGUCCUUGUUUUUGAAAGAAAAGCUCUUUUUUUUGUCCAUUCAAAUAACAUCAAAUUGAUAAGAAAUACAGUGUAGACAUUGUUAAUGUUGUAAAUGGCUAUUGUAGCUGGAAACAGCUGAUUUUUAAUGGAAUAUCUACAUAGGCGUACAGAGGCCAAUUAUCAGCAACCAUCAGUCCUGUGUUCCAAUGGCACGUUGUGUUUGCUAAUCCAAGUUUAUCAUUUUAAAAGGAUAAUUGAUCAUUAGAAAACCCUUUUGCAAUUAUGUUAGCACAGCUGAAAACUGUUGUGCUGAUUAAAGAAGCAAUAAAACUGGCCUUCUUGAGCCUUGUUGAGUAUCUGGAACAUCAGCAAUUGUGGGUUUGAUUACAGGCUCAAAAUGGCCAGAAACAAAUAACUUUCUUCUGAAACUCGUCAGUCUAUUCUUGUUCUGAGAAAUGAAGGCUAUUCCAUGCGAGAAAUUGCCAAGAAACUGAAGAUCUCGUACAAUGCUGUGGACUACUCCCUUCACAGAACAGCGCAAACUGGCUCUAACCAGAAUAGAAAGAGGAGUGGGAGGUCCCGGUGCACAACUGAGCAAGAGGAAAAAUACAUUAGAGUGUCUAGUUUGAGAAACAGAUGCCUCACAGGUCCUCAACUGGCAGCUUCAUUAAAUAGUACCCGCAACGUCAACAGUGAAGAGGCGACUCCGGGAUGCUGACCUUCUAGGCAGAGUUGCAAAGAAAAAGCCAUAUCUCAGACUGGCCAAUAAAAAGAAAAGAUUAAGAUGGGCAACAGAACACAGACACUGGACAAAGGAAGAUUGGAAAAAAGUGUUAUGGACAGACGAAUCGAAGUUUGAGGUGUUCGGAUCACAAAGAAUAACAUUUGUGAGAUGCAGACCAAAUGAAAAGAUGCUGGAGGAGUGCUUGAUGCCAUCUGUCAAGCAUGGUGGAGGCAAAUGUGAUGGUCUGGGGGUGCUUUGGUGGUGGUAAAAUGGGAGAUUUGUACAAGGUAAAAGGGAUCUUGAAGAAGGAAUGCUAUCACUCCAUUUUGCAACGCCAUGCCAUACCCUGUGGACGGCGCUUGAUUGGAGCCAAUUUCCUCCUACAACAGGACAAUGACCCAAAGCACAGCUCCAAACUAUGCAAUAACUAUUUAGGGAAGAAGCAGUCAGCUGGUAUUCUGUCUAUAAUGGAGUGGCCAGCACAGUCACCGGAUCUCAACCCUAUUGAGCUGUUGUGGGAGCAGCUUGACCGUAUGGUACGUAAGAAGUGCCCAUCAAGCCAAUCCAACUUGUGGGAGGUGCUUCAGGAAGCAUGGGGUGAAAUCUCUUCAGAUUAUCUCAACAAAUUGACAUCUAGAAUGCCAAAGAUCUGCAAGGCUGUAAUUGCUGCAAAUGGAGGAUUCUUUGACGAAAGCAAAGUUUGAAGGACACAAUUAUUAUUUCUAUUAAAAAUCAUUAUUUUAACCUUGUCAAUGAUUACGUUUCCUAUGCAUUUUGCUAUAUUUCCUAUUCAAACUGAUUUCAUGUAUGUUUUCAUGGAAAACAAGGACAUUUCUAAGUGACCCCAAACUUUUGAACGGUAGUGUAAGUCCUAAUAAUUUGAAAGACUGCUCAGAAAACCAGGUGUAUUAAUCGGCGUAAGCUUACUUCGAUUUUGACCUGACGCCGAUUAAGAUAAGCAGAGUAAAGUGUUUACAGGACAUUUCUAAGUGACCCCAAACUUUUGAACGUUAGUGUAGUCAUUGCGUGCUUGGAAUAUGGGACCAAAUACUACACUUUUGACUACUUUAGUACACUGAGUGAAUGUGUCCCAAUACUUAUGACUUAUGAAAAUACCCUCAAAUAAUAGGUGAGAUUAUUUACUGUAGCCUCAUAUCCAAAAUGCUGGAGUGUAGAGGCACAUUUUUUUUAUUUUAGCUUCACUGUCCAAAUACAUAUGGAGAUGAGUGUACAUUAUAGAAGUGAGGAUGAUGUUGCUCAGGUCAUAGAGUUUGCCAGAUAUUUAACAGAGGUUGACGUUUAUUGUCAGAGUCUUGCCCUGGAGGCAGAACUGAGCAGUUUCCGCUAGAGUCAAGAUUGGCUAUAUCGUAAACAUGCUUUUUGGUCUUAAUUUAAGGUUAGGGCUAAGUAUUAGGGUUAGCAGUGUGGUUAAGGUUAGGGUUAGGUUUAAAAUCAGAUUUUAUGACUGUGCCAGCUAGUGAACACUCUACAGGGCUGCCUCUAGUACAUGAGUCAUCUGAAUAAAUGCCAACCUGCCUAUUUUAACAGUCCAGGUUGGAGGGUACAAUUAUACCAUAAUGUUAGGUGCCUACUGGAAUUCUCUUGGCUCUUGGUAUGGGCACAAGUAGGCACACUAUGACUUGGAACAGCAUGAUUUGGAUUGUUAUUGAAUACCUUCACCCCCUCCCCACCCACAUAAACAAAUACACACUUCUCACCACUGUAAUUUGUGCUAGUCCCCAUGCCAAGAGAACAGAGGAUUCCAGUAAGCACUUAAUAUGAGAGUCUAAUUGUACACUCCAACCUGUCCUGGUAAAUAUCUGGCACACUCUGACUUGAGCAACAUCAUUUGGAAUGUUAUUGAACACCUUCCCCAUGUUCUUGAUGAUGAUGAUGUUCUCUCUCUCUGCCCUCCCCAGACCCCCUCCCAGCCCGUCUGGUACCAUCUCGUCAGGCUACGGCCAGACCCAGAGCCGCUCGGUGCCCGUCUACGAGAUGAAGUUCCCUGACCUCUGUGUCUACUAG